CCUUCUCCGCAGAUGGUCGCGCCCCCGGCUCUGUCGGCCCUGCUGGAGCAGGAGCCCCGCAGCCUGCCCAAGGCCAGCGGCCUGAGGCUGAUGGAGGCGGGGCACGACGGCGGCCUCCGCAUGACCGCCAGGCUGAGGGACUUUGAAGUCAGAGACCUGCUCAGCCUCACCCAGUUCUUCGGCUUCGCCACAGAGACCUUCUCUCUGGCCGUGAAUCUCCUGGACAGGUUCCUGUCCGCCGUGAAGGUGCAGCCUAAGCACCUCGGGUGUGCUGGACUGAGCUGCUUCUAUCUGGCUGUGAAGUCGGUAGAGGAAGAGAGGAACGUCCCCCUGGCAGCGGACUUGAUCCGCAUCAGCCAGUACAGGUUCACGGUUUCAGACCUGAUGAGAAUGGAGAAGAUUGUGCUGGAGAAAGUGUGCUGGAAAGUCAGAGCUACUACCGCCUUCCAGUUUCUGCAAGUCUACUACUCACUCACUCGAGAGAAGCUACCUCUUGAAAGAAAAAACUGCCUUAAUUUCGAAAGACUGGAAGCUCAACUUAAGGCUUGCCACUGCAGGAUCCUGUUUUCUAAAGCAAAGCCUUCGGUCUUGGCGCUGUCCAUCAUCGCAUUGGAGAUCCAGGCACAGAAGUGUGCGGAGUUAACAGGAGGAGUCGAAUGUCUUCAGAAACAGUCCAAGAUGAACGGCAGGGAUUUGACCUUCUGGCAAGAGCUGGUAUCCAAGUGUCUCACUGAGUACUCAUCCAGUAAGUGUUCCAAGCCAAACACUCAGAAGUUGAAGUGGAUCGUUUCUGGACGGACCGCACGGCAACUGAAGCACAGUUUCUACAGAAUCACCCAUCUUCCGACGAUUCCUGAGCUGGGCCCGUGACAGGUAAGCACACUUCCUAUCACUGCUUCCCUGAGCUAGGGCUGCUUCCUCCCUCAGAGAGCCGGCGCCAUCGCUGACCUCGCGACAAACACUGCCGGUGAGCAGUGCCUCCGUCAUGACCUCAACGUGAAAAGCAGCCGUUUUCAAUCUCACGCAGUUUCUGUUCCACGUAACUCUAGGUCAUUUAAAGUUAAAUCCUGGCAGAACAAUGGUGAUGUCUGAAAAGUAAGUUUCCACAUUACAGGAACUUAGUUGUCAGCACAGCCAGCGUGAAGGUGGCUGUCUGGACACCUGUGACCUCUGCUCCAGCUGCUGGGCGGCUAGGAAAGAGCCCUAUGCAUGAAGUGUGUAUCAUACGUUCUCGCCAUCUAAUCUAAGUUGUGGUCCAGAGGUAGCACGGUAGAUAAAGCGCUGGACUCUCAAGUAAGGGGUCUGAGUUCAAGCCUGGCAGCACAUGUACCAGAGUGGUCUGGUUCUCUCUUCCUAGCUUUUUUAUUUUAUUUUAUUUUUUUAUUAUUGGAUAGAGACAGACAGAAGUGGGGGGGGGGUAGAAAGGGACAGAGAUAUCUGCAGCCCUGCUUCACCACUCACGAAGCCUCUCCCCUACAGAUGGGGACCAGGGGCUUGAACCUGGGUCCUUGUGCAAUGUUAUGUGUGUGCUUAACCAAGUGCGCCACCGCCUGGCCCUUUCUUCCUAUCUUUCUCAUUAAUAAAUAAGUAAAAUCUUUAAAAAAAAAAAAAACCUAAAUGUUAAUGCUCAACAUACAGCAUAUUAUGAAUUUUAGAUGAGUUCAUUUUUAACAGUAGUUUAUCUGAAGCAGAUUUCUAGUAACUUCAUUUUUUGUCCCAGGCCUUGCUGCAGUUCUGAGCUGUGGAUCACCAUUAUAAAGGACGCCGCCAGCUGUGAAGCUCAGCGCCACAACAGGGUUAGCAUGGAUGUUCUCAGAUUUGGGAAAACCCAACAGUUAUACUGGAAGUGUGUGUACGUAUGGUUGGAUUCAUCUGCGUGAGGCGUACAAGCCAGAACCAAGAGCGUAAAUGUGAAAUGCUAGGGGCAAAGCUGGGAAUUUGAGCUGUGAAUUCAACUUCACAUCUAUGCUACUUUCUAUUAACUGGAUGUUAUUGUAUAACCUGAAUUGGUGUGCGAACUUGAAUUUAAGAGGUCACAUCAAACCAGCAUUUUUUUUCAGGAUCCAUAAGGUCCGUGCUGCUCUUGGGAGAGAAAUGAUUUCCCUCCGCUGAGACGCUGGCUCUUGAGGGUGGAGCCACAGUUAGAGCAGGACAUGUUGGUGUGAUUCUUGGCGUAUUAACAUUCUUUCUAAACAACAGUACAAACACUUUUCACAGGGUGUUGUCCUGCUCUGGCCACAAGGAGAAAACGGGUUUCUACUGUACCAGUAACUCAAAAUUAAUACCACUCUAAAAACUGCUGACUUAACACUCCACAAGUUGUGACUAGGAACCCUUUUUCUAAGAUUUUAAGCUGCUUCUGACCUUGAAUUCUGUUCAAGAGAAUGUACUCCCACUGUCCUAUAUGCCCAAAGAAAGUCCGGAGAGGAGGCGAGGGAGAAGCUUCCUGGUGUGAGUGGGGCUGCUGCUGUGAGCAGUGACUGGGGAUGGGAGGGGUGCUGCUGGAGCUGGCGGAGGCUUGCGCACAGCUCAGAACUGCACUGGGCCCAACCAGAGCCACAAUCAGCUUCUGCUCCUGUGAGCCUGGGGCUUCCCCAAGGGUUGCUACAUUUCACAAUUUUGAAUCCAUGAGUGACAACUGAGCUGUCCGGUGACCUAACCACAAUCAUGUUUUGGUACUAGAGGUAACCUCCAAUAAAGUCAUGGAGAUGCA
Erinaceus europaeus (western European hedgehog) is the source of this 2713-nucleotide messenger RNA. RefSeq names its product cyclin G1 (gene CCNG1). Gene Ontology annotation, cellular component: nucleus; cytoplasm; cyclin-dependent protein kinase holoenzyme complex. Gene Ontology annotation, biological process: regulation of cyclin-dependent protein serine/threonine kinase activity; mitotic cell cycle phase transition. NCBI's taxonomy places the organism in Eukaryota, Metazoa, Chordata, Mammalia, Eulipotyphla, Erinaceidae. Bases 13 to 870 code for a protein of 285 amino acids. Gene Ontology annotation, molecular function: cyclin-dependent protein serine/threonine kinase regulator activity. The record is from RefSeq and is a predicted model, not a curated record. The transcript has 5 exons.